Messenger RNA from Oreochromis niloticus (Nile tilapia), 2798 nucleotides. It is a transcript of the gene plekhg7, whose product is annotated as pleckstrin homology domain containing, family G (with RhoGef domain) member 7. The transcript is spliced from 17 exons. The record is from RefSeq and is a predicted model, not a curated record. Gene Ontology annotation, molecular function: guanyl-nucleotide exchange factor activity. Gene Ontology annotation, biological process: Rho protein signal transduction. NCBI's taxonomy places the organism in Eukaryota, Metazoa, Chordata, Actinopteri, Cichliformes, Cichlidae. The coding region runs from base 395 to 2623 and encodes 742 amino acids.
CUGACCGGGUGGCUUCGUGUGUGUGACAUACUGGGCUGGAGAGAGAGAGAGAGAGAGAGAGCAGAGCAGUCGCACCUUUCAAAGCUCUGAACAAUGAAACGCUCCGCUCCCUCCUUCACUUCUCUCUACACGGACCAGCAGUAGGAGCUCCACUCUGGAGGGAGAAUUAAGAAAUAAGUUAAUAUUCGGCCUUGUAUCCAGAGAUCCAGCAGGACUGCCCUCGGUCAGCCUUCACCGCGAGCGGUCGGUCCGAGUGGUCGCGAGGCACCGGAGGAUGAAAGUAAACCAGGAGAAGUAAAACGAUGUGAACAGUGACUGGAAUGCAGGAUUAUCAUCUGAGCUCGAGUGGAAGGAGAAAAAAAAUCAGACUAUAAGAUUACACAUUUCCUGAUCUAUGCAGCCCUACAAUGCCUUUGAGGUUACAAUGUCUUCGCUAAAGCACGUCAUUCUGCAGGAUAAGGACAGGGACAAUGAAAAGAAGCUGGACUGGAGCUACAUUGAAUGGGCUGAAAAUGAAGUUGUCACAACAGGUGUGGUGGAUGCUGAGACGCAAACGGACUCGCCAUCUUUUGAGCACAAAGAGAGCCAGACCAGUAACCCAGUCAUAAUGCACAUAGAUCUCAAACGGACACACUCCAAACUGAGACAUUUAUCUUUCGUAAACCCAGACAACUCGGCUGCACCUUUCUUUCAGUUUGACCGCCAGGCUCCUGGACGUAUCUCCACAUCUCCCACCUUGAGGAGGAUGAGGAGCACCCGACGUCCUCAAAUAGAUUUUAGAGAGCCUCAAAGGAUGGGGAGCACUCAGGAGGAGCCAUCAUCUGCAAGCACAGGAUCCCCCAUAAGUCCCCUGUCACCAGGACACAGAGUAAAUUCUCCUCUUGCGGCGAGCCCGCUCUCUGACGGUGAGGCCGAUCAUCAGCCAGUGUCAUCCUCAGGCCAACAGCGAAGCAGAUCGCAUAGAUCAAAGACUUUUGACAACAGUAUCACUUCUGUGGAACAAGAAUGUCACAGUGCUCAUCCUUUUCUUAUUAAAGACAAUGGAUUUCCUGAAGAUGAAGUUCAGGAGAAGGAACCCUGCCAUGAUAGGCUUUAUCAGAGGAGACGGAGCUCCGUCGUCGUGAGUUUGCCCGGCUUGGAUGUUUCUCCAGGAGAUCUUUUCGUGUCCAAUGGAGCAGCUGACUUACUAAAUGACUCAAACUUCACAGAUACCAAGAAGUCAAAGUGGCCUUUUUCGAGGCGUAGUACGAGUAAAGGGAAGCCGCAGACAUGCACAGUGUCAGAUAUUGAGAAAUAUCUCUCAACUGCUCAGAUUCAAGACUGGAGAAACUCUGAGCUUCAGAGAUAUAAGGACUACUCUCUGGCUGAGUUCCUGCAAGACCAGUCUUCCCAGGUCAGUGCUUCCUCUGACCCUCAGGGCUUCAAGAGACAAGAGACCAUCUGGGAGCUCUUCACCAGCGAGUGUGUUUACUUCGUGGAUCAGCUCAUGGUUCUCAAAGAGGUGUUUUCGGCUACGCUCACAAACCUGCAGCUGACGAACUGCCUGACAGAUAUUGACUCAUGGAGGCUGUUUGCGAAUCUCAAUGAGCUUUGCCUGGUGAGCUCAGGUUUCCUAAAGAGCUUCCUCCGCGUUAUCAAGAACAUGUUGGAGAUUACUGAGGGUGGCAGGCCCACCCUGCUGGAUCUGCUGGGGAAGGCUUUCCAGGAGAGCAUAUGCCACUGCCUGCAGACGUACUGCCUCAACUACUCCACGGCUCUUCUGUAUCUGGACAGUCUGAAGCCCAGAGAGGACUUUGGGACUUACGUGAAGUGGUGUGAGAGGAGCGAGCAGUGCCGAAGGCUUCACCUGCGCGACUUGCUGGUGGCGCCGCUGCAGAGGCUAACUCGAUACCCGCUGCUGUUGCGGAAUAUUGCAAAGAGAUGUCAGAAGGAGGACGAAACCCGCGGGCUGGAACUUAUAGCAGAACAAGUGGACAAAUCGAUAUGUGAUUUAGAAGGAAAGGUCAAAUGGCUGGAUAACUACCAGAAAGUGAAACAGUUGAGAGAUGCCCUGGUUUGGCUGCCUGUAUGGGAGAGGGACAAGCGUGCGUUCAUCCCUGAGAAUCUGAAACAUCUUCUGAAGGCUGUCACACUGGAUAAUCUGAUUUCUCACAGGAGUCUGCUGCACGAAGGGAAACUCGUCCUCAUAGAGAAUGCAAAACUCAUAGAUGUCUAUAUGUUCCUCUUUGAUGAAUUCUUGCUGAUUACAAAGAUAAAGAGAAACAAGAAGAGGUCCAUAGGUCCAGAGCAGAAUCCUCUGAAAAACCUGGAGCUGGAUCAGAUGCUGAAGGAGGGAUGCACCUUCACGGUUCUCGACCAGCCAAUCUCUCUGGAUCGACUCCAACUUAGAAACAUCGAUCAACUUAAUGCCUCCUCAUCGGGGUUGCCUCAUUCUUUCAUAGUAAUGCACCAGAACCGCUACCAACAGUGUAUUGGUGCAUUCAUCCUGCAAGCUGCGUCAGAGGCUGUCAAGAGAGCCUGGAUGUCAAAGAUAGAGGGCGCAGUGACGGCGCUGCUGAAGCAGGACUCUCAGCAGGCGCGAGUAAAGAGCUCCUCACUGUGGCUGGAGUCUUCACAGAUAUGACCCAUCAAGCAGAACUAGAAGCCAUGUGAAAAUGUUUCUACUGUUAAUGUGCACUUCACUGCCCCCUGGUGUCUUGUAAAUGACUGCACUAGCACUAGGAUGAUUUUGUAAACUGUUUGCCUGUGAAGGCAGCUGCUACAGUAGUGUAAAAUAAACAUCUCAUUAUGUAGUAAAA